Messenger RNA from Alexandromys fortis (reed vole), 1693 nucleotides. It is a transcript of the gene Ccdc51, whose product is annotated as coiled-coil domain containing 51. The record is from RefSeq and is a predicted model, not a curated record. Bases 235 to 1467 code for a protein of 410 amino acids. The transcript has 4 exons. NCBI's taxonomy places the organism in Eukaryota, Metazoa, Chordata, Mammalia, Rodentia, Cricetidae.
UCGCGGGGGAGGGGACUGGGGGGCGUUUGGCUAUAAGGCCUGUCAUCAUGCACAGAAAGAACGUGGUGCAGGUAGAGGGGCAGGCGCGUGCGAAGCUCCUUUCCGGAACCCAGGAAAGCACAGCUGGCUGGAACGAUAGAGAAUGGGAGAUGGCCGUGGCCAAUAUCACCUGGUCCUCAGCUUCGGAAGCCGCGGGAAGAAGUUUGGACUUUAUGAAAUAAUGAGUCUCCUCCAAUGACACGGUACAGCCCCAUGUUUGUCAUGCAGCACAUUGUGGGCGUGCCCCAUGUACUGGUACGGAAAAGCUUCUUGGGAAUGGACCUCAUUGUGACAAGGACUCUGUGCAGUCCUGGUCCCAACCAGCCCAGAGAGAAGCGACCAGAGGCCGCAGCCUUAGGGUUGUAUCACCGCCUCCCCGCACUGGGAAGAACACUGGGCCACACCAUUCAGCAGCAAGCGGCCUCCACAGCCAAGGCUUGGUGGGACAGAUACGAAGAGUUUGUGGGACUCAAUGAAGUUCGAGAGGCCCAGGGAAAUGUAACUGAGGCAGAGAAAGUGUUCAUGGUGGCUCGUGGCCUUGUCCGAGAGGCUCGGGAGAAUUUAGAGGCACAGCAGGCUAAGCUGAAGGAGGUGAGGGACCGUUUGGAUCGGGUCUCCAGGGAGGACAACCAGUACCUGGAACUGGCCACUGUGGAGCACCGGAUGCUGCAGGAAGAGAAGAGGCUCCGAGCAGCAUACGUGCGCGCAGAAGACUCAGAGCGGGAGAAGUUCUCUCUCUUCUCCGCAGCUGUGCGGGAGAGUCAUGAGAAGGAGCGCACGAGGGCUGAGAGAACUAAGAACUGGUCCCUCAUUGGGUCAGUCCUCGGAGCUCUGAUCGGUGUGGCUGGCUCCACCUAUGUUAACCGUGUCCGGCUACAAGAACUGAAGGCCUUACUCCUGGAGGCACAGAAAGGGCCUGUCAGUCUCCAGGAGGCCAUCCGUGAACAGGCUUCUAGCUAUUCCCUCCAGCAGAGAGACCUCAAGGACCUUAUGGUGGAUUUGAGGGGCCUGGUGCACGCUGGGCAGGGCCAGGGCUCCGGGUCACCAAAAGGGUCCUCUUCUAUCCAAGGGAAGGACAUAGAAACCCUUUCAGCUGCCAUGAGAGAACAGCUCAGUCAUUCUCGGCAGGUCCAUUCCUGCCUAGAGGGUUUACGAGAGCAGCUUGAUGGCCUGGAAAAGACUUGCAGCCAGAUGGCUGGGGUGGUUCAGCUUGCAAAGGCUGCAGCACAUCCAGGCCCAGUGGAUCCAGUAGAUGGGACCCUGCCCAGCUCUUUGCUGGAACAAGGGAGCAUGGUCUUGGCCCUGUCCGAUAUGGGGCAGAGGCUAGAAGCACAAGUCAACAGAAAUACUAUCUGCAGCACACUGGUCACCUGUGUGACCUUUAUGGCCACAUUGCCUGUGCUAUACAUGCUCUUCAAGACCAGUUAGCCCUGGGGUCCUUCUUCAGAGGGGCCUAAGGGUGAAGGUGGCUGUCGUUGGUGAUAUAAUCAGUCUUCAGGCGCAUAUAGCCUCAGACUGAGUGUCAUCUAAGGAGCUGACCAGCAGGUGUUUUUUAUUUUGUAGGUAAUACUUAUUUACAUAAUUAUCAAAACUUUCUGUAAAUGUUCAAUUAAAAUAUCUAAGAAUUUGUAUUAUUUAAAAGGGUUUUACAUCA